Molecule: messenger RNA, 987 nt
Organism: Suillus clintonianus
Lineage: Eukaryota; Fungi; Basidiomycota; Agaricomycetes; Boletales; Suillaceae
Product: ribosomal protein S2, flavodoxin-like domain-containing protein
Exons: 2
Coding region: 20-952 (310 amino acids)
Biological process (GO): translation
Cellular component (GO): mitochondrial small ribosomal subunit; ribosome
Molecular function (GO): structural constituent of ribosome
Source: RefSeq, a predicted model, not a curated record
GCACAACCCAUUCUCCGACAUGUCCACCAAGGCGGGUCUGAGGCCUUGGUUGUCUGCUACAAGAUGUAUGCGUAGAAGCCAGCUUUCAGCUCUACAACACCGGCGAAAUGUGUUCACUUCUAGUGAUCAACCAUUUCCUCUGCAGUCACCAGAUGAUUGGCAGUUGUUGCAAGACCGCCGGAUACGUUUCAAAAUGCUCGUCGAUCUAUUCGGCGAGCAUGGCUCUAAUGUGACGCGUAAUAAUACCUUCCAACCCCACCACCAGUUGCACCGACCUCUCGCUCCGUCUGAAGCAACAUUAUCCGCACUAAUAGCUGCUGGCGCACAUUUUGGGCACGCUAAAUCUCUGCUCAAUCCAAAUUUUAUGCCCUACGCGUACGGCGUCCGCGCCGGUAUCACCAUAAUUGACCUCGACUCGACCCUCCCACUGUUGCGGAGGGCUGCAAGCCUCACUCGCUCUGUCGUUGCAAGGGAUGGCACAAUUGUCUUCGUGGGCACUCGUCCAGAUCUGCGUGCUGUUGUGCGCAAAGCUGCGGAGAGGAUUGGACCACAGGCUUUCCACGUUGGCGAAAGAUGGCUGCCUGGCACACUUACGAACAAACUGCAGUUGUUUGGGUCUGACGUCGCACAAGGGCAGCGUGUCACACCCGACCUCGUCAUCUUCCUAAACCCCAUGGCAAAUAUCCACGCCAUCCGCGAAUGUGCAAUACAGCAUAUUCCUACCAUUGGUAUUGUCGACUCGAAUGUCGAUCCUCGCGUUGUCAUGUAUGCCAUUCCUGCGAAUGACGAAAGCCCUCGAACAGCAGAGUUAAUUGCCGGUGUUCUCAGCAUAGCAGGACGAGAAGGGAGGGUUUUACGAGACAAAGAAGAACAGCAAAAAGAGCUACGACAAUCCCGGUACAUGCGUGGUCAAGAACGAGGUACCUCACGAUAUAUAGCUGAUAGAGAAUAGUUUACUACAUGCAGUAUACAACGUUGUUCUGACUA